AUGGUUCGUUUGGACCGUGUCUUCGGCAUUCUUCUGGCUGUGAUUGCUGGAUGGUCGGCUUUUCACUACCCUAAAGUUGCUGGGAGUAUUCGUCAUCGCCUUAGUGUCCCGGGCGGUGGCUACCCAGACCCGAGUGAUCUGCGGAUUUAUGGCUCCGCAGCUGCAGUUAUUUACUUACUCUUCCAAGGCCUCUGCACAUGGAUUCUCAAGCCUCUUGCAGACCGUCUGCUUCCCCGCGAUCGCUGGAGCGAGCAGGUGCGACAGCUGCUAUGCUCUCAUUUUGGGGAAAUGACUUGGAAGAUGUUAUACUUUUUAAUGACGACAGCUGUCUGCCUCCUAUCAUUCCGCAAUGAGCGGUGGUGGCCACAACAGCUUGGCGGUGAAGGUGCGGAAGAGCAGCUGUGGCAGGGAUAUCCAAUGCAGCAGAACAGCGUAUAUUGUCACCUAUACUUUUACGUCGCCUUUGGGCACCACCUAGCGUCACUGAUCUACAUCCUGAAGUCGCCUUGGCUACCCGAUUUCUUUGACCGGCUCCUGCCGUGUGCCGCCGCCCUUUGCCUAAUUUACUUCUCCUACAUGAGCAAUUUUUUGCGGGUUGGCGUCGUCAUUUUAUUUUGUCACGACAUUUGCGACAUUUUUACUUGCGGGUGCAAGGCAUUCGUAGACACGCCGUAUCACAAGGUAACCAUUGGGCUUUUUGUGCUGUUAACCGUUUGUUGGUUUUACUUUCGGCUCUAUACCUUCCCGUCUGCCGCUCUUUUCCCAAUCUAUAAGGCAAUCAAGACCCGGCCAGAUCAUUCCGAGACCGAAGGCAGUAGCUACUUCAUUUUCAUCUUACUUACGCUGAGUCUUAUGAACAUAUAUUGGUUUGUGCUUAUGGUGAAGAUGUUCGUGCACUUCAUCCUCAGUGGCCAAAUGAGAGAUCUGCACUCAAGGGUCUCGGAAGAAGUUUCCUCAGCGCAGUCUCGUUCCCGAGAAAUCUCUUCUAAAGCUUCGAAGGCGGAAUGA
This is a messenger RNA of Eimeria necatrix, 1008 nucleotides long. RefSeq names its product longevity-assurance (LAG1) domain-containing protein, putative. Gene Ontology annotation, biological process: ceramide biosynthetic process. The coding region runs from base 1 to 1008 and encodes 335 amino acids. Gene Ontology annotation, molecular function: sphingosine N-acyltransferase activity. NCBI's taxonomy places the organism in Eukaryota, Apicomplexa, Conoidasida, Eucoccidiorida, Eimeriidae. Gene Ontology annotation, cellular component: membrane; endoplasmic reticulum. The transcript has 6 exons. The record is from RefSeq and is a predicted model, not a curated record.